AUGGCGAAGGCUCUCACUGCACUUGUAGCAGCACUCGUAGUGCUGCUUGCAUGUUGCCCUUGUCGGGUGCGAGGUGACGAAUCGCCUGAUGUCACGGCGUCGCUCGUCAGCUUCUUGACCGCGCUGGCCGGGGACGACGGCGGCCAGACGGCGAUCAGGCUGGGGUGGAACGCGUCGAUCAGCCCGUGUGUUCCCGGCAACAAAAUCUCGCUGUGGGGCAAAACUGUCCAGUGCUUCGACGCAGGUGGAAACAAUGGCCACAUCAAGAGGAUAGACCUUGAUGUACAGGGCCUGAACGGCACCAUCGACGCGGCGCUUCUCUGCGCCGCGCCGGCUGUCCGCGUGGUGAACCUUUACAACAACAGCCUGCGCGGCGGCCUCCCCGAGGGCAUCUCUGCCUGCUCGGGCCUCACCCACCUGAACGUCAGCGGCAACCAGCUCUCAGGUAACCUGCCGCCUUCCGUCGCCCAGUUGAAGAGCUUACAGGUGAUUGAAGUCUCCAGAAACAACUUCUCCGGCGAACUUCCCGGCGACCUCAGCAAGCUUGGGCUGGUGAGGUUCCUGGCGAACGACAACCAUUUCAACGGCACGAUCCCGGACUUCAACCUCAGCAACAUUCAAGGCCCAAGCUUCUUCGACGUGUCCAACAACAACCUCACCGGAUCAAUCCCCAAGAACGCUACCAGAUUCGGCCAAGAGAGGUUCUGGCCUAAUGCCGCUGGCAUAUGCGGCGGGACCUUAUUCGCUCCUUGCCCGCCGCCCCCUCCGGCGCCGAGCUCGGGCUCCGAGGCCGACGACGGCAAGGGCGAUGACAAUGACAAUGGCAAGGACAACAAGAAAAGAACGGCGCGUAAGAUCGUCAUGUACCUCGGGUACGUCCUCCUGGGUGCCGCCAUACUGGCCUUCGUCCUAUACAGGAUCUGCUUCAAGAAGAAGCGGAGCAAACUGGGGCUGAAGUCCAAGUCCGGCGGAGGCAGGAGGGGCGUGUACGACAGCAGCAGGCUGACGACGGCCACGACCACGACGACGGCCACGACCCCGAGCAAGACGCCGGCCUACUCGCUGCCGACGUCGGUCGAGCACAGCGCGGCCGCCGACGCGGGUGGCGCGCCGGCGGCCUCUCUGGUGGUGCUGCGCCGGUCGGGCACGGCCUCGAUCACGUCCAACGCCGCGGCGGCGGCGGCCAAGGAGCUGCGGUUCGAGGACCUGCUCAAGUCCCCCGCCGAGCUGCUGGGCCGGGGCCGGUUCGGGAGCUCGUACAAGGUCGUCGUGCCGGGCGGCGCGGCGCUAGCGGUGAAGCGCGUGAAGGACGCGGCGGUGGACGAGGAGGAGUUCCGCCGGCGGAUGGAGCGGGUCGGGCUCGCCAAGCACCCGGCCGUGCUGCCGCCGCUGGCGUUCUAUUGCGCCAUGCAGGAGAAGCUGGUGGUGUACGAGUUCCAGAGCAACGGCAGCCUCACCAAGCUCCUGCAUGGCUCCAUAGAGAACAGCCAGGGCCCCCUGGAUUGGCCGGCGCGCCUCCACAUCGCCGCCAAGGUCGCUGACGGCAUGGUGUUCAUGCACACCACCCUGCGCGGCGGCGGCGCGAGCUCCAAUUCCUCGUCAGGUGAGAAGGCCGCAGCCGACGCCCCAAUCGCGCACGGCAACCUCAAGGCCUCCAACGUCCUCUUCACGGCCGGCAUGGACCCGUGCAUCAGCGAGUACGGCAUCACCGCGCCGCCCUCGGCCGGGAGAGACAGCGCCGCGGCGUUCCGCGCCGACGUGUACGCAUUCGGCGUGCUGCUGCUGGAGCUGCUGACGGGGAAGGCGACGUCCGCGCAGGGCGACGGCGCGGAGCUGGCGCGGUGGGUGACCUCGGUGAUCCGGGAGGAGUGGACUGCCGAGGUGUUCGACCGCGCGCUGCUCGCCGGCAGCGGCGUCGGGUCCACCGAGCAGCGCAUGGUGCGGCUGCUGCAGGUCGCGAUGCGGUGCGUCGACGCCUCCCCCGGCUCUGCCCCGCCGCCGACAAUGCGGGAGGUCGCCAGCAUGAUCAAUUCCAUCCGCGACGAGGACGACAGGUCCUUCUCCUUGGAGGCGUGA
Molecule: messenger RNA, 2076 nt
Organism: Miscanthus lutarioriparius
Lineage: Eukaryota; Viridiplantae; Streptophyta; Magnoliopsida; Poales; Poaceae
Source: the annotation of a GenBank genome assembly